AUAGCAUCUCUCACUCCGUCCCUCGUCCGCCCUUCUCCCUUGUCGCUCAAACCUAGUCUUCGCCCUGAUCGUCGUCGUCUACUCACCGGCAGUCCUCGUCAUCGUCACCAUCGGGCCCUCUUCGUGGUCGUCGCCUCCAAUGCCGCUGCUCCCAAUUCUUCCGCAACUAUUUAUUCGAAGCCCUUGCAGAAACGGGGAAAGAACUUUUAUAGGUUGAUGUUCGCUGCUUGUUAUAGUGUUGCCACCAAUGGUGAAUUCAUAGUUGAAAUACAAUGA
Molecule: messenger RNA, 276 nt
Organism: Lactuca virosa
Lineage: Eukaryota; Viridiplantae; Streptophyta; Magnoliopsida; Asterales; Asteraceae
Source: the annotation of a GenBank genome assembly